Molecule: messenger RNA, 3783 nt
Organism: Cucurbita pepo subsp. pepo (vegetable marrow)
Lineage: Eukaryota; Viridiplantae; Streptophyta; Magnoliopsida; Cucurbitales; Cucurbitaceae
Product: protein argonaute 7
Molecular function (GO): protein binding; RNA binding
Source: RefSeq, a predicted model, not a curated record
ACAUAUUUCAUUAAAAGAGCGUGGAAGAUCGAAGAAGUACAAACUCUUCUUCAACGCAUAAAUAAUUGACACCAACAAUAGCUAAAAAUAAAGACUUUAUUCGAUUACCUCGAGCAAAACGGUUGCUUUUGUAAUCAAAUUUAAAGUCUUUAAGUAUAAUAAGAAGAAUCACGAAGAUUUGAACCGCGAACUUAAAAAGAUACACAUUAACUAUCACAUAACUACUUGGUUAUGUUUACUUUGUGAUACUUGGAGGAUUAAAAAGGAGAUUCUAGGUCUGGUCUACAAUGGCUACAAUGGCUAAUAAGUAGAGAGAUAGAGAUACUGGUCAAUCUCAUAUGUCCAGCUUUACAACCAGACAUACCCCACUUCCACCUUUUCCAUUCCAGAUAUUAUACAAAGCGGCAUAAAACCUCCACCAUGCCCAGACAUAUUGAACCUUAGGAACCCAAAACCUUCUCUUUCUCUCUCUCUUUUUCUCUCUCUUUCUCUCUCUGCGGCAGCUGGCUACUACAGUCCCAGAAGGGACUGAGAUACCUUGCAGUGGAUAUAAAGAAACAAGAAACACACAACCCAUUUCUCACUCACUGUUGUAUUUCACCACUGCACUUUCUCUCAUGCUCAUCAAACCAUUUCUCUCUUAAUCGAAUCAUGGAAGACUCAGACGAGCCCAACGCUACCAGCAAAUGUAACAACAAAACUGGGAGUUUCAAAGCCAGGAUUAACCUUCAUCCUCCUCCUCCUCCUCCUCCUCCUCAUCAUCAUCAUCAUCAUGUUCAUCGCCAUUAUCAGCAUCAACAGCUAUGGCAGUACUCAAAUCAGUACGCCUUUUGUAACCAAAACCAGUUCCAAAGAUGCUGUCCUGUUAUUCUACCUCUUCCCCUUCCUCUUCCUCCUCCUAUUCCUCUGCAACUCGCUCUAGCUCCUGCUCUUCCUCCAAAUAGAACCACCACUAGACCAAAAGCCCACUUGCAGAAGGCUUCCUGUAGGGUCAAUAACCCUCCUCUUGCUGUCACCUCUGAUACCCAUGUCCCUAUAUUAAAGAUUUCUCCAGCUCCAAAAGGGCUACUACGACUGAAAAGCACUUUGCCACUUAAAGGAGAUAAUGGAAAGGUGAGUGAAAGUAAACCAGAGGUAUUAGUGGCUGCAAGAAGACCAGAUUCUGGAGGUGUAGAAGGGCCAGUUAUUCCUCUUUUGGCUAACCAUUUCCUACUCCAGUUUGACCCUUCACAACGUAUUUACCAUUACAAUGUGGAAAUCUCUCCCAACCCUUCAAAAGAAGUUGCCAGAUUGAUCAAACAAAAACUUGUAGAGGACAACUCGGAUUUGCUCUCUGGGGCCUCUCCUGCUUAUGAUGGCCGCAAGAAUCUUUACAGCCCAAUUGAGUUUGUAAGAGACAGGCUUGAGUUCUAUGUCAGCCUUCCACUUCCCUCCAGCAGGAUGAAAGUAACCCAAGGAGAGAUCGAACAUAAGCAAGCAUUCAAACUCUUCCGGAUAAGUAUUAAACUUGUCUCAAAAAUUGAUGGGAUGGAACUGAAUAGAUACUUGUCAAAAGAGGGAGAUGAUUGGAUUCCAAUUCCUCAGGAUUAUCUUCAUGCUUUAGAUGUUGUAUUGAGGGAGGGCCCAAAUGAGAAAUGCAUCUCUGUGGGAAGAUCUCUGUAUUCAAGUUCAAUGUGGGGGAGCAAAGAAAUUGGGGGAGGAGUUGUUGGCUUGAGAGGCUUUUUCCAAAGCCUUAGACCCACACAGCAAGGCUUAGCUAUGAACGUAGAUUGUUCUGUCACUACUUUCCAUGAGAGCAUUGGAGUGAUUCCCUACUUGCAAAAACGUCUUGAUUUUCUUGGAGACCUUUCUCAGAGGAAGACAAGGGGCUUGACCAGUGAAGAAAGGAGAGAAGUGGAGAAGGCUUUGAUGCAUAUUAGGGUUUUUGUUUGUCACAGAGAGAGUGUUCAGAAAUACAAAGUUUAUGGCUUAACAGAUGAACCUACUGAGAGUCUCUGGUUUGCAGACAGAAAUGGGAAGAAUCUAAGAUUGGUGGGUUACUUCAAGGAUCAUUAUAACUAUGACAUUCAAUUCAGGAAUUUUCCUUGCUUGCAGAUUAGUAGGAGCAAGCCAUGUUAUCUUCCUAUGGAGCUUUGUAUGAUUUGUGAAGGGCAGAAAUUCCUUGGAAAGCUCACUGAUGAACAGACUGCAAGGAUGCUUAAGAUGGGUUGCCAGAGGCCAAAGGAAAGGAAAGCUAAUAUAGAUGGUGUCAUGCAAGGUUCUUUUAUGCCAACCAGCGGGGUCCAGGGAAGAGAAUUCAGCCUCCAAGUCUCCAAGGAAAUGACCAAAUUAAGUGGGAGAGUUCUUCAACCUCCCAAGCUAAAGCUUGGUGAUGGCGGCCAGGUUCGAGAUCUUAUUCCCUCCCGCCACGACCGCCAGUGGAACCUUGUCGAUUGCCAUGUUUUCGAGGGAACAAGAAUCGAGAGGUGGGCAUUGAUAAGCUUCGGCGGUAGCUUAGAUCAGAGGUCUAACAUUCCAAGAUUUAUAAACCAGCUCUCAAGAAGGUGUGACCAAUUAGGCAUAUUUCUCAACAGCAAAACAGUCGUACCACCUCAAUUUGAACCAACUCAAGUACUCAACAGUGUCACGCUGUUGGAAUCAAAGCUUAAGAAGCUUAUUGGAGCUGCAUCUAACAGCCUUCAGCUCUUGAUCUGUGUGAUGGAUCGGAAGCAUAAAGGCUAUGCAGAUUUGAAACGCAUCGCCGAGACGAGUAUCGGCAUUGUUAGUCAAUGCUGCCUCUAUCCAAAUCUUGCCAAGCUAGGCUCCCAAUUUCUGGCCAAUUUGGCUCUUAAGAUCAAUGCAAAGGUUGGUGGUUGCACUGUUGCAUUAUACAACUCGUUACCUUCCCAAGUACCACGGCUGCUUCGUAUCAAUAAGCCCGUGAUCUUCAUGGGCGCCGAUGUAACUCAUCCUCAUCCCUUGGAUGAUUUUAGCCCCUCCAUAGCUGCUGUGGUUGGUAGCAUGAAUUGGCCAGCAGCAAACAAGUACGUCUCUAGAAUGAGAUCACAAACACACAGACAAGAAAUUAUUAUGGAUCUCGGAGCAAUGGUCGAAGAGCUGCUCGAGGAAUUUUAUCAAGAAGUGAACGAACUUCCAUCACGAAUUAUAUUCUUCAGAGAUGGCGUGAGCGAAACCCAGUUCUACAAAGUGCUUCAAGAGGAAUUGCAGGCUAUAAAAACAGCUUGUUCUCGAUUCCACAACUAUAAACCUCCUAUAACUUUUGCUGUUGUUCAAAAGAGGCAUCACACAAGAUUAUUCCCAUUCAAAGUCGAUCCAUCUUCAAACCAAACUGAGGUUCUUGAUGAAAACAUUCCUCCCGGGACGGUUGUUGAUACUGUAAUUACUCACCCAAAGGAAUUCGAUUUCUAUCUCUGCAGCCACUGGGGGGUGAAGGGAACAAGCAGGCCUACGCAUUAUCAUGUCUUGUGUGAUGAAAACCAGUUUACUUCUGAUGAACUUCAAAAGCUGGUUUACAACUUAUGCUACACAUAUAAUAGGUGCACGAAGCCUGUUUCACUAGUACCUCCAGCUUAUUAUGCUCAUCUUGCUGCUUAUAGAGGCAGACUUUACCUCGAUCGAUCCGAUUCGACAGCCACUACCGUCUCUCGAGCUGCCCCUCCAAAAACAAUGGCUCUACCAAAACUUAGCGAAAAUGUUAGGAAACUAAUGUUUUACUGUUGAAUUUUGUUGUAGUCUCCAUCACGAUGCAAUCAAUAUAUAUAUAUUUUGAUGCCAUUGAACAAA